UCUCUUGCGCGAAAGUGAAGGAAAGUCCGCCUGAGUUUUCUGCACAGUAUCCAAGGGGACAGAAAAAUUGAAAAUAGUGAGGAAUGACAAAAGGACAAUGGCUGAGUGGAAAUAUUCAUUCAAACAUGGUUUAUGACAAUGAAACAGCAAAGUUUCCAUCCUUUCCAGAACUGAGAGUGCUGGAUGUGUUUGCAGUAUCAGUCAACCGGAUCAGUGAUUCCACUUCCCUUGUUUUAAAGCGACUGCACGGCUGCAGGAGAGUCAGUGCAUCAUCCAGCUAAGGUCCAGGGCUGCGCUCACUCAGAGCUUUUCAGCUGGAAUCACCUGGAGGAGAUUCGCCUGGGUCUAUCAACCUUCUUCCAGAUGUUCCUCCUCUUCCUCCUGUGGAUCAGUCGACUAGCCAACCAAGUCCCUCAGUCACCAGUAGUUAACAAAGAUGGGGAAGGAACAAAGUAAACUGGCACAGGAAGGCUACGUGUUAGUAAAAGAAACGGAAAGUGGCAUCACUGCAACUAAAGAUGACGACACAUAUUUUAUAAAGACGAUUCAUCUGACAGAGCUUACCAGACAAGCUCUUGCUGCACUAAUGUCAGAGAUUGAUGUUCUUCGGCAAACAAACCACCCUCAUCUUAUAAAUAUAAGAAAUUCGUUGAAAGAUGAAAAUCAAAACAUCUACUACAUAAUAAUGAAGGAGUGCCAGGGUGGGAGUCUUGCUGAUGUUGUUGGAAAGAAUCCAGAAGAGUUGCCUCAAGAGCCCGAGGUACUAAGCUGGAUAGUUGAGAUCUGCAUGGCUCUCAAAGCCAUUCAUGAGGCGCAUUUGCUUCACAAAGAUUUGAUUCCAAAGAACAUAUUGUUGUCAGAGUUUGGACUGGUGCGUUUGGGUGGAUUUGGAAAUAUUAAUGACAGUUCAAAAGGCCAAUCUGCCACAAACUCAAAUCCAGCAAUAAAUUACCUAGCUCCUGAAGUCUUCACGGGGGGAACAUAUGAUGCAAAAAGUGACAUCUGGUCACUGGGAUGCAUACUCUAUGAGCUCUGCACAAAACAGAAAGCAUUCUUUGCAGAGACUACAAUCAAGCUCAUGCCCAAGAUAAUUAGUGGUCAUUACCCGUCUCUUCCAAGCCAUUUUUCAUUUGAGCUUUGUGAUCUCUUGAGUGACCUUCUGAAAAAAGAGCCUGAAGAAAGACCAACAGCCAGUGAGAUCCUGCAGCGCCCUAUCAUUAUCAGGUGUCUUAGAACUAAGUGUCAAACAACUGUGGAGGAUCUUCAGAUGAAGAAGCUGGAGAGGCUGAGAGCUCUGGCAGAUGGUCUGGAGCGAGUUCAUGAAGGUGCUACCAUCGGCAGCCUGACAGGAGGAGUGAUUGGAGCCGUGGGAGGAAUUACGUCCAUAGUGGGGCUUGUUCUGGCACCCUUCACUUUAGGAGCCUCACUUAUUGUCACUGGAGUUGGUGUGGGGGUGGGUGCUGUUGGUGGGGUCACUGCUGGUGCCUCAAAUAUCACAAAUAUGAUCAACCAGUCUUCUGAUCGUAAAGCAGUUCGCAAUAUCAUUAAAGAAAUAGAACAGAAAAUUAGUGCAGUGGUAACGUGGCUCUUGGAGAUUAACAGUAGUCUGCAGGCCAUCAGCAGCCAGUUUCCACAAACACCUGGCACAGAUAACAAAUUUACAGAGGACAACUUGAGGAGGAUUGGCAUGAGGGCUGGAAAAGGGCUUGGUGGCAUUGCUGAACUGGUCCGGUUGGUUAGAGUGGCUAACAUUGGCCAGCUUGCUGCACAAACAUCAAGGGCAGUGCGCGUGGCAGAAGUGGCAACAGGUGUGCUCUCUGGUUUGUUUGUAGCUGUGGAUAUUUUCUUCAUCGCUAUGGAUGCAAAAGAGAUUCAGCACAUCAAGGAAGCCAGGGAAGCAGAGAAGCGAAUUGAACCUCCUUCUGCUUCCGAGUCUGAAACUGGAGACUCAGUGUCAGUCUCUGAUCAGGCAACACUGUUGUCAAACUCACUGAUGCAAGAGUCUGACAACGGUGAAAGUGGCCGUGUGGCAGAGGAGGCGGCUUCUCCACCAACUAAAACCAAAUCUGAGAUCAUGAAAUUUGUCAAAUCAGUCAGGGAGGCAGCACACAACCUGGAGCAAGUCCUGGGUGAGUUAGCCAGCAUCAUUUCAUCUAUCCCUUUGUUUCAGGAAGAUAAUGAUCUGGAAUGGCAGAAUAUGGAAUUGAUGUAAGAGAAAUCACAGCUUUAAAAUGUGCCAAUUCUGUUCAAAUUACAUUUGUUCUAUUGUACAGCAACACAUCUAAUUUGGGUGUAAGGAAAUGUGGCAUAAUUGGUAAUUAAUUAAUAUUAUUUUAUCCUCAACAGAAUUUCUCCUCCUUUAAGUCUUCAAACUUCUGAGAACUGAAAUUUAUGCCUUAGAUUUUCUUUUACAAGUAUUACUGGAUUAUGUUGAAAUUUUCAAAAGAAACUAAUCAAUGAUUUUUGUUUAAUAUUAUUAGCAAACCAUGUUUUCAAAUAUUAUCACUGUUUCUAUGUUUGUUUGAAAAUGUGAAUAUUCUAAUGUGAUUCUAAUCAAAUAUUUACAUAUGUAGUAUAUAAAAUAUACAAAUACAUAUUUUUGGGUGCAAGAAUAAUUAUUAAUAGUUUAACAUUCACUGUUUGGACGAUAUUGAAGAAAAUAAAGAUAAGUCUAAAAAUUUUGUAUAAAUGUCUUGUACUAUGUGCUGUUGCUUUUGGAAUUUUAUAUAAUUAUUUGUCAUAAGGCUCGAGGUCCAAGCAUGUUUUCCAGGUUGGUCUUAUAUUCUCAAGCUGUGGUACAACUGGUGGUUUUCUUACAGACAGAGCUGCCUACUCUUAUUAUCCUGAAAUGUAUGGUAUCAAAAGUACCAUGCUGGAGCUUGUUUAAACCAGACAUUUGCAUUUGCCAAGAAGUUAAUCCUCACUCAAAUUGCAUGCAGAGUGUAAAUUUCCAUAUUUUUAUACAGAUUCUCAAUUGAAUUUAGCCACAUUCAAGUCUUUUGCAACAUUGUACAGGUUCUCUUACAAGAUUUUGCAUCAUACACCUUCCCAUCUACUGUGACCAGCUUCCUGUAAAAAGUAUCCCAUUACCCCUCUGUUUCAUGAUGGAGAUUUUUAUUUUUAGGGUGUUAAUUUUCUGUCACUCAAAGCACAUGCAGGGCAUGUUAAUAGUCACACAGUUGUUAUAUGUGUUAAUUCUGAUAGUAUAAUUAUGCAGGUAUUUGUUUAACUGUUUUAAUUUCAUGUGCAUGAUUUUUAUUUAAAUGUUGUUUUUACUGCAUGCGCAAUAAAACAUCAUAGUUUUAAAUUA
Molecule: messenger RNA, 3310 nt
Organism: Poeciliopsis prolifica (blackstripe livebearer)
Lineage: Eukaryota; Metazoa; Chordata; Actinopteri; Cyprinodontiformes; Poeciliidae
Product: probable serine/threonine-protein kinase iksA
Exons: 12
Coding region: 437-2212 (591 amino acids)
Biological process (GO): lipid transport; protein phosphorylation; lipoprotein metabolic process
Cellular component (GO): extracellular region
Molecular function (GO): protein kinase activity; lipid binding; ATP binding
Source: RefSeq, a predicted model, not a curated record